AUGUCCAUCCAAGAAAAAGAAGCUUCAAAGAAAGAAGUCAUUCUCCUGGCAAAGAUGAAACAUCCUAACAUUGUAACCUUCUUCAAUUCAUUUCAAGAGAAUAACAGGCUGUUUAUUGUGAUGGAGUACUGUGAUGGAGGGGAUCUCAUGAAAAGAAUCAGUAGACAACGAGGAGUGUUAUUUAGUGAAGAUCAGAUUCUGAGUUGGUUUGUGCAGAUUUCUCUAGGACUAAAAUAUAUUCAUGACAGGAAGAUCUUACACAGGGACAUAAAAACACAGAACAUUUUUCUUAGCAAGAAUGGAAUGGUUGCAAAGCUUGGGGACUUUGGUAUAGCAAGAGUCCUGAACAAUUCCAUGGAACUUGCUCAAACUUAUGUUGGGACACCUUACUACCUGUCUCCAGAGAUUUGUCAGAAUAAACCCUACAACAAUAAAACGGAUAUUUGGUCCCUUGGCUGUGUUUUAUAUGAACUCUGCACACUCAAGCAUCCUUUUGAGGGUAACAACUUACACCAACUGGUUCUGAAGAUUUGUCAGGCACAUUUUGCCCCAGUAUCUCCAAGGUUUUCCUGUGACCUACAGUCCUUGAUAUCACAGCUUUUUAAAGUAUCUCCCCGAGAUCGGCCAUCUAUUAAUUCAAUUUUGAAAAGACCCUUUUUAGAGAAUCUUAUUGCCAAAUACUUGACCCCUGAGGUUAUUCAAGAAGAAUUCAAUCACACCCUAAUAGGUAGAGCAAGAUCAUCAGCUUCUCAGUCUACUGGGAAGAUAGUCCAAGAUUCUAAAAUACAGAAAAUGAGAUUCCAGGGUAAGUACCUACCAAGAUCAAGAAUAUCAGUGCAAACUGCAAGGAAGGAUAUAAUAUAUAGAAAUGAAUGGAGACCACCAGCUGGAGACCAGAAGCCCAUAUCUAUAAAAAUGGUAGAAAGGCCCAAACAUGCUGGAGUGUGUGACCAUUAUGAUUAUUACUAUGCUCAACUUGACUUGUUGAGGAAGAGACACCAUGAACCAAGUUACCACUGUAUUCCUCAUAAAGAUAUCGGAGUUAAGGAGAAUUAUAGUCAGGAAGAAAGCCACAGUCAAUCACCAGGCCAAUGGCCUGCUGAAUACCUUCAGAGGAAAUUUGAAGCUCAGCAAUAUAAGUUGAAAGUAGAAAAGCAAUUGGGUCUUCGUCUAUCUUCUGCUGAGUCAAAUCACAACAAGAGACAAGAGCUGAGAAGUAAUGGAGAAGAACCUAGAUUCCAGGAGCUGCCAUUCAGGAGAAACAAAAUGAAGGAACAGGAAUAUUGGAAGCAGUUAGAAGAAAUACGCCAACAGUACCACAAUGACAUGAAAGAAAUUAGAAAGAAGAUGGGGAGUGAACUGGAGGAAGACUCAAAAAUAAGUCAUAAAACUUAUCUGGUGAAGAAGAGUAACCUGCCUGUCCACCAAGACACACCUGAGGAAGAAGCACCUGUGCAGGGUAUUGAAAGAGACUUGAAACAAAUUAGACUUCAGAACAUAAAGGAAAGUAAAAUUCCAGAACAAAAAUAUAAAGCUAAGAGAGGGGUAACGUUUGAAAUUAAUUUAGACAAAUGUAUUUCUGAUGAAAAUACUCCCAAAGAGGAAGAGGUCAUGGACAUACUAAAUGAAACUUUGACCUUUGAGGACGGAAUGAAGCUUAAGGAAAAUAAAUGUAUAAAGGAGAGUGAUGAUUAUACAGAUGAAGCCUUUGAAAAACUCUGCUGCUCAGAAGCAGAUGGCCAAGUGAUGGUGAUCAGUGGCAUUCCCGAAAAUAGGAAACAGUGGCAGCAUGAAGCUCCAGGAACUUUAAUGAGUGUUUUGGCAGCAGCUCAUCUAACAAGUAGCUCAUUUUCUGGCACAGAAGGAGAAUUUGUGGGAACAUUAAAACAAUGGCUUCCUAAAGAAAAUGAGGGGAAGGUGGACAUGGCCUCUGGCAUUGAAGUAGAUGAGAGACAACCAGAACCAAGAUCUGAUGAUGAUGAUACAAAUUUUGAAGAAUCUGAAGAUGAGUUGAGAAAUGAAGUAGUAGAAUCCCUGGAAAAACUCACUACUUCCAAAGAGGAGGGGGAAAAAGAAGAGGCUUCCGGUUCCUCUAAGGACACUGAGAAGUUAGAAUUAAGGGGAUAGGCAUGCAGAAAUGUGCAGAAUUAAGUGAAGGUUUGGAGAAUAUUUCUACUCCAUCUAAUGGCAAAAGUUUUAUUGUUGAUGAAGAACAAGGAACAUCAACAACCAGUAAAAAUAUAAGUGUGAUUAUUGUACUUUUUCUUAAGCAAUAAGUUAGUAUCAAUUAACUAUAACAUCUCUUUGGGUACAAGUCAUAGAUACUCAUUUAUUAUAAGGCUUUUCCAGUAAACCCAAGGAUUUACUUAUUUUUCUUUCUAAAUAUAGAUGAUAGAACUAAUUUUUGAGUGUAGAAACUAAUCUUUUUACUUUAAAAUUUCUAUUAAAACUUUUAUAUAAUAUAUGUGUAUAUGUGGUAAGCAGAGUAAUAUGCCUCUCCCUUCCCAAAUGUGAUUAAGUGCAAAGGGGAAUUAAAGUUGCAGAUGAAAUUAAUGAUGCUAAUCAGCUGACCUUAAAAUAGGGAUGCUCUCUUGAAUUAUGCAGGUGGUCCCAAUGUAAUCACAAGAGUUUUUAAAAGUAGAAGAGGGAGACUGUAUAAUCAGAGAGAAAUGGUGGCACAAGAGGGAGUUGGACUGAUGCUGCUGGCUUUGAAGACAGGGGAAAGGGCCAAAGCCAAAGAAAGCAGACAGUCUCUAGAAACUGGGAAAGGCAAGGAAAAGGAUUUUCCCCCCAAACCCUGCCAACACCUUGAUUUUAGCCUAGUGAAAUCCACUUUAGACUUCUGACCUACAGAACUCUAAGAUAAUAAAUGUGUGUUGUUUUAACUUAGUUUGUGGUAAUGUUAAGACAAUGAUAGAAAAUAAAUAUUCAUUUAAAAUAUGGAAUCUGCCAUUUUAUAAAACUGUGAUUUUGAAAUUUCUUGUUAUAUUGAGUAUACUUUAAAAAGCUGAUGUUGACAUAGGAGUAAGGCAAUUGAGCAAAGAGAGGAACAGCAUAUGUUUAAUUGUACACCAAAUAAUAAUUUUAUUAUGUUUUAUUGAAUUAUUUUCUGACAGUUUCAAAUGUAUAGGUUAUAAACUCUUAUAAUGGUCUUUUUAUAUGUAGUGCUUAGCAUAAUGCCAGAAAUGUUUCCUAAAUGAGUAAAUAAAUGCUAAUACAAUUUCCCCAGUAA
Molecule: messenger RNA, 3232 nt
Organism: Miniopterus natalensis
Lineage: Eukaryota; Metazoa; Chordata; Mammalia; Chiroptera; Miniopteridae
Source: RefSeq, a predicted model, not a curated record